Molecule: messenger RNA, 2490 nt
Organism: Salvia splendens (bonfire salvia)
Lineage: Eukaryota; Viridiplantae; Streptophyta; Magnoliopsida; Lamiales; Lamiaceae
Exons: 6
Coding region: 62-2170 (702 amino acids)
Molecular function (GO): chromatin binding
Source: RefSeq, a predicted model, not a curated record
AUCUGGGGCAGUGUGUUGUUCUUCCUUCAAUUCUAGAGCUGGUACAGAUAUUCCCCCAUCAAUGGCCGACGGCGAAGCCAGCUUCAGUGCUGCGAACGACACCGUUGAGCUGGAGGCUAUGCGCAAGGACAGCCACUCUUGGCACCCUUGUCAGGUUUCUCUCUGCUCCAGAGGACAAGGGAUCACUGUGCUGUAUGGAAACAACUUGGAAGAGGUGAUUAUCGAUAAACAGGAGAUAUUUGCUCGCAUUCGUGUUCGUUCCAUUCCAUUACAAGGUGAUGACUGCUCGUCCAUCAGAAAAGGUGAUCAUGUGCUUGCAACUGAAAGUUCACAUGUUAAGGGUGUCUUCUAUGACGCACGGGUGGAACAGGCAAUUCAUGUGAGACACUCAAAGAGGACCUACUGCAGAUGUUCUUUCACAAUCAAAUGGCUUCACCAUGCACUUCCAGAAGAAGCAUUGACUGUCCCAGCAAGUGCAAUCAUGAAACUGGCGGCAACAAGCAUCCAUAUUCAUCCAGCCAUCUCUGCCUUCUUCAGCAUGCAGGAACCAUCAAAUGCUUUACACGCAGAGGGGAUGAACUGGGAAAUGGAUAUUAAUGUGCUACUGGAGCAGCAGAUAAAAGAAAUAAAUACUUCAACAGAAGUUCCUGGGGAGAAUAUGUUGAAGGAUUGUGUUUCUUCACAGAAAGUUGAUCUGAAAGGAAAAGGUCAUGGCUGGGAAAUUGAAGCUUCAUUCAAAGACCCACUUGGAUCUGUUUCUUUUCUUGAUAAAUUGAAUGGUUUCAAUGGAAGUGUGAAAAAACACCCUGUGAUAUUGGAUACAUCUCCAGCCCCCACUUCAUCCAUCCAAGAGGAGCCCAAAGGAAACAGAUUCCUACUCAAUCCUCUCGCAGCUCGUGCAGCUCUUGCUUCAUUAAGAUCAGAAUCUCCUCAAAGUCCACAGUACUUGGCCCAGAGCCAUGAGAAAGGAGAUAUGACUGGUCAGCAUAGCACUGCCAAGUUGAUGCAAGGGAAUACAGUCUGUAGCAUCUCUGCAGUUGAUUGUUCAUCAAAUGCAGAAGAUUUUUCACUGAAAAGAUCAGCUACUUUAGAAUGCAAUAGCCCAAAUUAUAGGAGCAUUGCGAAGAAACUCUUCCCAACAUCAAGUCCUACUGACACAGUUGAACUCUCUAAUCUGUCUUGUGGAACACAAUUAAAUGGGGUGGAAAAGAAAAACAAGAUGGGAGAAAGGAAGACGCUGUCUGCAGAUAUGAGGUUGACACGAUCUCAAAUUCAGAGAGAUAAUGAAAAGAAUGAGACUUCACAGAUGGCUAAUAACAAUAAGAAACAGUCAAGGUUGACAGACAUGCGCAGAGUUACGCGAUCAAGAGUCAAAGGAGCAGAGAAAAUUGAACUCAAGGACUAUCAUGCAGCAGGAAAAGGUGAUGUACCCAAUGAAUGCGUGGAAUCAGAAACUUUUCCGCAUAGUGCUAAAGCUCCAGAAAAUUGUUUAUCAGAAACUUCACCAAUUAAUGAUCAGAUCAGCACACGAAGGGUUACUCGGUCAAUAGAAAAAGGAGUAGAGAAAACUGAUGUGAACGACAAUAACACAGCAUCUAAAAAUAAUGUUCGCACUGGAUGCACUAAACCAGGUACUUGCGCCCAAGAUAUUGUAGCUCCUAAGUUUUGUUUAUCAGACAACCAGAAAGCAGUAGCUUCACUGCUUGAUAAUGAGACCAGUAUUCAUGAUGUCAAGCAUACGAAACAUGUUCCCGGAAAAGAUGGAAUGGUUGUUGAUGUUAAUACUCACCAGGAUUACUUGGUUCAAAAUGCAGAGAAACACAAUAAUCCAAAAAGGCCAACACAAUCAGCUGCUACUGAGGACACUGAGAGCAAUACUGUGCAACUUAAACUAAAACAAAGGAAGAUAAAUUCGACUGAAUCCAAUUUUCCCAUUGAGAAUUCUUGUAUUAACAGAUCACUCUCUUUACUCCAUGCCACUGAGAACAAUGAACAGCUUUCUGAGGAAGGAGAGAACGGGAAAAGAUUUACUCGUAAUACCACUCCAAAAAGUUCAGCCGGAAGUCAUCAUGUCACAAGGAAGUCAUCUGCAAGUUCAAGGCAGCAGGAGACACGAUUUUCUCCCCGGCUCAGAUUUCUUCCUCGAACUCGCUCCCAACACAGAGCUUAACCUAAAACAACAGUUGACUUAACAUCUCAUAUCCAUAUUACGUCUCGAGCUUGCUUCAUCACUUGUGCAGCUGUCCCUAAGCUAAUUCAGAAGCUCGGCCAUAUUGGAAGUUCAGAAGCAACUUUUGGAUGAUUUUGACUAGUCGAGUCAGCAAAAAAAUAUCCCCAAAAUUGUUAUCCCCUUUUUGUGUUAAAACGUUGAGGAACGUAACAAAGAAAUUGUAAUUCUGCUUCCUGUGGGUGGAGAAGAGAGAUGGGAGUGUGAUAUUUGUUUGCAUAAGUUUAACAUUAGCUCUUAACGGAAGGUAUAAUUCUCAUUUA